Hyaloscypha bicolor E is the source of this 1093-nucleotide messenger RNA. RefSeq lists its product as uncharacterized. The record is from RefSeq and is a predicted model, not a curated record. The transcript is spliced from 2 exons. Lineage: Eukaryota; Fungi; Ascomycota; Leotiomycetes; Helotiales; Hyaloscyphaceae. The coding region runs from base 137 to 718 and encodes 193 amino acids.
CUUGUCUAUCCCAUGCAUCGUUCACACGAGCUUCAAUCAGGAAUAGCCCCGCACCGCGCCAUCUUGCAUACAAAGGAAGUCUUUGUGACUGAGCCAGAGUGGUCCAUUGUGUCGAGCUCACGCCUGCUUCUUCCUUAUGCACGCAGCCCCAGCCAUUCUCAAAGCCAAGUGCGUGAGCUGGGAAAGUUAUUUCUACCACCUCCCCUCACCGAUCCUCACAUCUUCUUCUCUGCCAUAUCACACCGCCAGUUCCAAAUCUCUGAAGAUCCGGUGCCGUUGUGCUUUGCGGUCAAGAUACCGCAAUUCAUUCCUCACUGCCUCGCUCGAUGACCCCAUUUCCUCCCAGCACAGAAAAACUCGCCAGCUCCCACCUCUCGAAUUGACGGCUUACCCUCGAGUCCUGUACUCGAGCACACCAAAUCCAACUCACCAACUUUCGCGUUGCUCUCAAGAAAAAUCGCGCAGGAAAUCGCGAAGUCACACCACCGGCCCUCCACCCUGGCGAGCCUCCGCAAAACCGACAGGAUGCCCAACGACACGGCCAUCACUCGCCUGCUAUCGACUGGAACAAAGUAGCCCACGACCCGAUCCUCAGCCAAGAGAUCACAAACGGCCACGCGGCACGGAUGCGCUACAGCCGCUUCAAGAAGCAGAUGGACGGCACUGCCAGCGUGCGACGACCGCGUGGACCCAACUCGCCGCGCAAACCCAGAGUUGAGAAAUCCUCGAACAAAUCUCCGCGAAAGGGAAAAGGGAAGGCGAAGGACGAGGAGGAUGGGGAGGGCAGGGUGAAGGCUGAGCCUGGAAUGGGGAGCAGACAGGGGACGGUCGAGAGUGAGGAUGCGGGUGCGGAGGAGCGGAGGGAGAAGAGGAUCAAGCUUGAGCCAGGGCUGGGACUCGGCCUUGCUUCGGCUUCGCACUCGGAAAGCCAGCCAACGCCGAGAACGAUGCCGAAUACGCCUUCAAGAUCACGGUAUGUCAGAGAGGCGAGUGCGAGCCCGAGUCCUGGCCCGAGUGAGCGGUUCGAAGGUGGGGAUAUGAGUGAGAUGGAUGAGAUGGGCUUUUCGUUCGGGAUGCAUGGUGAGGAGGCGAU